Eutrema salsugineum is the source of this 1012-nucleotide messenger RNA. RefSeq lists its product as uncharacterized. The transcript is spliced from 7 exons. Bases 40 to 687 code for a protein of 215 amino acids. NCBI's taxonomy places the organism in Eukaryota, Viridiplantae, Streptophyta, Magnoliopsida, Brassicales, Brassicaceae. The record is from RefSeq and is a predicted model, not a curated record.
GUCAAAACGGGGACAUUUUUUUUUUGUGUGUUUUAAGAUAUGGCGGCGAGUUUCGAGAAAUUCGAACCCAUAUACGGAGAAGUCGUACCCGAAUGUUCGGAUCCGGGUCCGGGUCUUCUCCGGCGAUGUCUCUUCCAUGUCUACGCUUCCGAUUCCUUUCACCUCACCGUCCAUGUAACGGACUUCGUCUCAGGCGUCUGGACAACGAUCCUGUCCGUCUCGCAGCUAGACGAUAUGAGGGAUACUGUGGGGAUUGGUGGUUCGUGGUCUGAGUUCCUCGAUUAUACUGUCGCUUCCUUGAAAUCGGACAAUGUGAAGCUUCACCUGGGACAAAAUUCCGUUUCAAAUGGUGUCGCGACUGGGCGAUUAGUUUCUCAGAAGGCUAAAGGGAUGCCUCGCAUAAUUAUUCCUUUAACAAAGAUGGUGGACUCAUCUGCUAGUGAGGCAAUGGCAAAUCUGUCUUUUGAGUUGUUCAGAGCAUUCAAGAGCAAGCAGCACCUACAACAAGGGGAUGUGAGCUCUUCAGCUGCAGCAACUGAUGAAAAGGAUAAGAGUGACCAACUGGAACGAUACUCCUCUGGAAAAGUAGAUGUUAUGGCUCCUUCAACAGAUAACCGCCAAGACUCUCCCGGUUUGUUCUGUUCGCUGUUUAACCACUCGUACCAAGCAAUCCACCCGAGAAGCUAACACUACAAAACCUGCUAAACGAGUACCUGCUCACCGGAGAAACCGUAAACGGGGUGCUCUGCUGCAAGAUUCAGAAGACGAGGAUGGCUAAUUGGAACAUGACAUAUUCUUAGACGAAACUUUAAACCCAUCAGCAGCUAUCAGUGGAUCACCUGCGGAGUGUUGCUUAAUUCUCAUGAUAAUUUCCCUGGUUUAUCUCCUCUUGGGGGUGUAUGGAUUCUGUGAAAAUUGUAUGUAACCUUAAAGUAGAUUCCUAGUGGACUCAUGUUAGUAUCCAUUUUUAGAAGAAAAAAUUGAUAAAAUGGUAUUGCUUCGUAUCAUUAUU